AUGUUCAACAACGCUGAGCAGUUCCCCAUCCUCCAUGCUCUGUUGAACGACCCCACUUACGAUCAGAGCUCAGAGGAACACAGAGCUGUCUGGGGAACUCACAAGCUUACGAAGGAGAACUUGGCAGCUGUCACGAAGGAGUUGAAGGACAAGGAGGACAAGGAGAAGAGGGCCAAGGAGAAGGCCAGGCUGGCCAAGGAAAAGAAGUCCAAGAAGGCCUCAACUUCGAAACUCCUUCCAUGUGUCUCUGCAGCACCACUGGAGGAUCCCUUCCCAGGCAUCCUUUUUGCAGACUUUGCCAAAGUGAUCAAGUCCAGCUUUGGUGCCGACAUCACUCUUGCCACCGUCUUGAUGCUCCUCUUCAGUGUCACCAACAACACCGACCUUCUCAACCUUCAUGGUCAACAACAAGCUGUCCCUACCAACACUCAGGUCGUGACUAGCUGGAUGGCUGCCUUUGUCCGUGCUAUCAAAGACAGGCUUCAGCUUGACUCCCUUGUCGCUGAUGAUGAUUCGGAUACUGAAAUGAACACUGACUCUGACUCUGGCUCUGACUCUGGCUCCAACUCUGGCUCUGCAUCUGGUUCUUGUUAA
Pleurotus ostreatus (oyster mushroom) is the source of this 594-nucleotide messenger RNA. RefSeq lists its product as uncharacterized. The transcript has 2 exons. The record is from RefSeq and is a predicted model, not a curated record. Bases 1 to 594 code for a protein of 197 amino acids. NCBI's taxonomy places the organism in Eukaryota, Fungi, Basidiomycota, Agaricomycetes, Agaricales, Pleurotaceae.